AGCGCCUAGAGGGCACCGUAGUGGUGAGUGCAUGUGUAUUCAUGUCUGUCGUGUAGUUGAUACACGUUGAGUUUCGUAUUUCUAGGACAGUGGUAUGUGGUGUAAACAGUCCAGGUGUUUUUUGGUGUCGAAACGUGAAUUAGUAGAAGUAAUUUGAGGUGUACAUGAUUUGAAAGAAAAUGAAGUUGUGGAAUACAUUAGUGAGCGUCUCAAAACUUCUAUACAUCCUAAAAUAACGUACUCUCUCCACUGUGAGCAACAUAUGUAAAAGUAUGACAUUACAUCGUGUCAUUGUUACUCAGAUUUUUAAGUAGGACAGCUUUUCUCUGGUACCGCUCAGAGAACAUGACAAGCGACCGUAUUCACACACGGUUUAUUAGUGUCCAACUUUAUCUCAUCGUUGGAUUUUUAUUAUGUUACUUUGACAAGCCCUGCUUGACGGCAGACCUCGCCAUCCAGAUCCCGGGCAACCUUAAUCAGGAUGGCAUCUACCGCUUGGACUAUUACCCGCCCCACGGCGUCCCUUCGCCGAACACCACGAUCGCCUCCAGGGACAUAGGCGACGUCAUCGAAUUCAGCGAGGGUCUACCCGGUACCAAGUACGAGUUCUGGCUGUAUUACUCCAACAACACGAGGCAUGAUUGGCUCACGUGGACUGCCUCCAUCACCACGGCUCCGGAUCCACCAUCCAACCUCUCGGUUAAUGUUCAUAGUGGGAAGAUUGCCCAAGUUUCGUGGAGUCCUCCAUUACUUGGACACUAUUCCAGCUUCAAACUGAAGGUACUUAGUUUGCCAGAGGCGUCAACAAAUGUGCUUCCAGUUACGGUAGAAGACACGUACUAUACCUUCCAGAAUCUGACACCCGGAGCAUCGUACCAGGUGCACUUGUUUACGGAGUAUGAUGGCAAAGAGAGCAUAGCAUAUACGUCAAGGAAUUUCACAACAAAACCAAACACACCUGGUAAGUUCAUCGUGUGGUUUCGAAAUGAGACCACGUUACUGGUGUUGUGGCCGCCGUAUCCUGCUGGCAUCUAUACGCACUACAAAGUGUCCAUUGAUCCAAUGGAUGCGCUGGAUAGCACGUUGUAUGUCGAGAAGGAAGGAGAACCUCCGGGACCGGCUCAGGCCGCAUUCAAGGGCCUCGUACCAGGUCGUGCUUACAACAUUUCAGUACAAACUCUAAGUGAAGAUGAAAUAUCAGCACCCACGACAGCUCAGUACAGAACAGUUCCUCUCCGUCCCCUCAAUGUAACGUUCGACAAGAGUUCAAUCACCUCGAGUUCGUUCAAAGUGCACUGGGAUCCUCCAAAGGGGAUAAGUGAAUUUGACAAGUACCAAGUGUCAAUCAGCGUGCGGAGACAGGCUCCGGUAACUCGCAUGCGUGGAGAACCGACGAUGUGGGAGUUUAAAGAGAACCUUGAGCCUGGUCGCAGCUAUCAAGUGGUUGUGAAAACUUUGUCAGGCAAAGUGACCAGCUGGCCGGCCACUGGAAAUGUGACAGUCAAACCCCUACCAGUCCAGGAUUUGCAAGCGAGCAUGGAUGAAAAGACGGGAUUUGUGAAGUUGGACUGGCGUCCGGACAACACCAGCCUUCAGGAGGGCUACAAGGUGAAUUAUCAUGAAGUAGAAUCUUUUAAUGGAGACAGUAAUUCUCUGUACGUGGAAAAGGCGGGAACACUUUUGCUUGAAUCCCUGCUGCCGGGCAGGAAUUACUCCAUCUCUGUGCAGGCAGUCAGCAAUGGAGUGGAGAGCAACGAGACGUCACUCUACCAGGCAACUCGACCAUCUUCACCAAUCAUCGAAGAUCUUAAGCCAAUUCCUAAUGGACUGAACAUCUCUUGGAAGUCAGAUGUGACAACUCGGCAGGAUAAAUUUGAAGUUACAUACAACCGUAAUGACACAGGUGAAAGUGUGACAACAAUUACUACAGAGUCCAAACUGGUCCUGGAAGACUUGUACCCUGGUGCAGGCUAUGAGGUGAAGGUGUUUGCUAUCAGCCAUGGUUUGCGCAGUGAACCGCAUGAUUAUUUCCAGGCAGUUUUUCCUCAUCCACCGAGGAAUCUAACCAUUGAGAAGGUUACAAGUAAUUCAGUACUUGUACAUUGGGAACCUCCACUAGAUUCUAUAUAUUCUGAGUAUUCUAUUAGGUACAGGACCGAAGAUAACGAUCAGUGGCUUAAGUUGUCAUCAGUGAGUGAGCAUGAGGCUGUCGUGGAGGACAUGACACCGGGAGAGAAGUAUCGUAUCCAGGUAAACACAGUCAGCUAUGGUGUGGAGAGCAAUCAACCGCAAGAGGUCACUCAGACUGUCAGACCAAAUCCUGUGUCAAACAUUGCCCCUCUUGUUGACUCGACCAACGUGACCCUGGAAUGGCCUCGUCCGGAGGGCCGUGUAGAAAUGUACGUGGUGAGAUGGGCAGCUGAAGGUGAAGAGGAACCUCCACACACAAAAAACAUCACAGAGCAAAAUUCCAGUUCCCCGCACGGGUCAGAGGAGCAGCCGAUCAGAGUGCUCAUCGGAGAUCUCAUGCCAGGAGUGAAGUAUCUUUUUGAAAUCCAUACUGUGUCAUAUCACCUUGACAGCGACAUCACAAAGCUUCCUGCCAGGACUAUGCCACUCAUCCAGUCUGAAGUUCUGGUAGUCAACAAACAUCCGCAGAAAUUAGACUCGAUCACACUGCGGUACACCCCAACACCCGCGUCAUCAUCACGUUUUGACCUGUACCGUUUUAUGCUAAGUGAUCCCAACAUUCCUGUGAAGGAGAAGGCAGCUAAUGACACGGACAUGAAGGUGACAUUUACAGGACUCAAACCGGGGCGACUGUACAACAUCACAGUGUGGACCGUAUCAGAUGGGGUCGCUAGCCAGCCACUAGUGCGACAGGAUCGUCUUUAUCCUGAGUCCAUUACAGGGAUCAAUGCUACUUACAUCUCAGACACAGAGAUUACUCUUACAUGGGACUUGCCUGAAGGGGAGUAUAAUGCAUUUGAGGUUCAGUACCUCAACGCUGAAGAUGUUCUUAUUCAGAACCUAACUCUUCACAACUCCAUUACAUUGAGUGAUUUGAAACCUCACAGAAACUAUACUUUUACUGUGGUGGUGCGCUCGGGUACUGAAUCGCAGGUCCUUCGACGGUCACUGCCCGUUUCUGCCAUAUUUACGACAAUGGAAUCUGUUCCCGGCAAGGUUGAGAAGUUCCACCCACGAGAUAUUCAACCAAGUCACAUUUCAUUUGAGUGGGCGUUACCAAGUAAUGAGCAGAAUGGAGUUAUACGCAAGUUCACCAUUACUUAUGGACUUGAGGGUUCUACACAUACGCAAGUGAAUAACUUCAAACCAACUGAAUUUUAUGGUACCAUCAAAAUGCUCAUCCCGGGAAAGUCGUACAUUUUCCGUAUUCAAGCAGAGACAAAGAUUGGCUAUGGACCAGAAGCAAUAUGGAAACAGAAAAUGCCUAUCCUUUCACCUCCAAAACCACCCAGUCACGUGGUGCCAACUGAAGUUUGUCGCAGCUCGACCACGGUUCAGAUCCGAUUCCGCAAGAACUACUUCUCUGAUCAGAAUGGAGCGGUGACAAUGUAUACAAUUAUUGUUGCUGAAGACGACUCAAAGAAUGCAUCGGGGCUGGAGAUGCCAAGCUGGAGGGAUGUCCAAGCCUACAGUGUGUGGCCACCAUAUCAGGUUAUGGAACCAUAUUAUCCAUUCAAGAACUCAUCAGUAGAAGAUUUUACGAUAGGUUUUGAAAGCUGUGAAGGUCACCAUGUGGGGUACUGCAAUGGACCUUUGAAGUCUGGUUCUACGUAUCGUGUUAAAGUGAGAGCAUUUACAGCUCCUGACAAGUUCACAGAUACACACUACUCAUUCCCUAUACAAACAGAUCAGGAUAACACACCCAUUGUGGUUGGCGUGACGGUGCCUUUGGUGCUACUUGUUGUGCUUUUCAUAUUGGUGGUUGUGAUACGUAAAAGACGAUUUGCGAGUAGGAAAGCAACGGAAACAAGGGGAAAUGAUAAUCUUUCCUUGCCUGACAGUAUUAUAGAGACAAGUCGUCCGAUCCGGCUGGAGAACUUCUCGGAGCACUAUCGCAUGAUGUCGGCUGACUCAGACUUCCGAUUCUCUGAAGAAUUUGAGGAGCUCAAACACGUGGGCCGAGAACAGCCAUGUUCAGCUGCAGACCUGCCUUGCAAUCGCCCCAAGAAUCGCUUCACCAACAUUCUACCUUACGAUCACUCUCGCUUUAAACUUCAGCCUGUUGAUGAUGAAGAGGGCUCUGACUACAUCAAUGCAAACUAUGUGCCGGGCUAUAAUUCACCUCGAGAAUUCCUUGUGACGCAAGGGCCGUUGCAUUCCACACGAGAUGACUUCUGGCGGAUGUGUUGGGAGAGUAAUUCUCGUGCCAUAGUGAUGUUAACACGCUGCAUUGAGAAGGGGCGUGAAAAAUGUGAUCACUACUGGCCGUAUGACACGAUGCCAGUCUAUUACGGAGACAUCUCUGUACAGAUACUCAAUGACAGCCACUAUCAGGACUGGAGCAUCACUGAGUUUAUGAUGUGUAGGGGUGACACUUCAAGAGUGAUGCGGCACUUCCACUUUACAACGUGGCCAGACUUCGGAGUUCCUAGCCCACCACAGACUCUCGUGCGAUUUGUGCGGGCAUUCAGAGAACGUAUUGGACCUGAACAGAGACCAAUCGUUGUCCACUGCAGUGCUGGUGUUGGCCGCUCCGGUACAUUUAUUGCCUUGGACCGAAUUCUGCAGCAGAUCCAAGUGACAGAUCAUGUGGAUAUUUUUGGUAUUGUGUGGGCGAUGCGUAAGGAGCGUGUAUGGAUGGUACAAACAGAACAGCAAUAUAUCUGCAUCCAUCAGUGUCUUUUGGCAGUGCUGGAAGGAAACGAGAACCAGGGACCACCUCGGGAAAUACACGACAAUCAGGGGUUUGAAGGCAAGAAGCUACGGCAGACAACCUACAUAGAGACUGGAGAAGUUGAGAAGCAUCCAAGUCACAAGCAGAGGCUACAAAACAUGUGUUCUUAUCUGCAACUGGUGAUGGGUUUCUGGAUGACGAAGGGAUAGCCGAAUCAGGAAUGUGAGUCUCGCCCGCCGACUUGGUGGUCAAGCCACAAACUGAGUGUUAUAAGGGACGACUAGAGAGCCCACAAACUUGA
This is a messenger RNA of Zootermopsis nevadensis, 5165 nucleotides long. RefSeq names its product Protein tyrosine phosphatase 10D (gene Ptp10D). Gene Ontology annotation, biological process: protein dephosphorylation. The record is from RefSeq and is a predicted model, not a curated record. Gene Ontology annotation, molecular function: protein tyrosine phosphatase activity; protein binding. NCBI's taxonomy places the organism in Eukaryota, Metazoa, Arthropoda, Insecta, Blattodea, Termopsidae.